UCGAUAGUACAAUGUCUGGCAACGCUACCCUACAUAUUUAGUUUUUAUUUGCUAUAUAUUCUUGAGUUAAACAAUUAAAAUUGGAGCAAGUGUUUAAACAAAUGCGAAAGAAGAAGAAAAAGAUCUGGAUCUGAGUCCAUUAGUAGUUUUAUUCUAAUAAAUUUAACAAUAUUAUGCUAGCAUUUAACCUGUGUGCGCCGGCUAAAUCAAAGUGCCUGUACAUUGAUUUUGGCGCCAACUAAAAUCAAUGGACGAAUCAACAUCAAACAAAACUACAAAAACGCCGGCUAAAUCAACGACGCCGCGCAAACGUCUCGGCCGCCCUCCGAAGAACAGCCCACUGCCGACUGCAAUGAGUGUGUGGGCUGAAAGGCCAGCCGAGGAAUUGGGGGCGGAGAACUUAGCAGAACGCGUGCUUACACUGUCGCCUACAUUAGGCGACUGCCGACGCAGCUCUCGUAAGAAAGUAAUUAAGUUUGAUGUUCGGGAUUUGCUCAAUAAAAACCGAAAGGCAAACAAAUUACAAAUUGAAGCUCGAACUGAUUGCACUCUGUCAGCAACGGCAACGACAAUAUCACUUGGCGUACUCGACGUUAACUCGGCAACGCCAGCAGCAACUGCAGCUCUUCCAUUGGCAACUGGAUCGCCACCGCAAACUUCGGCUGACCUGUUUGCCAAGCCGAAGCCAACACAGUUCUUAAUUCUUGACCAAGCAUGCAGCGAGGAGCCGCACUUAGCAAAGAAGCAAAGUGAUGGAGAAGCACCACUUCAAGUUAAUGCAAUACCGAAACAACAGAGACGUGGACGGCCCCGUAAGUCACAGACAGCGUCGGCGGCACAAGAUGUAAUCGGAAGCAGUCCUGGAAUUGCUUGCAGUAUCAGCUGCUCUGACUCGGAUACCAAUUCAACCACUGCCAGCGGUGAGAGCGAUGCCUGCGGCGAGAAUUCGCUGAAAAUAACAUUCAAAAGCAAGCUGCGUGUCGCCCUUAAACGCAUGCCUAUGCCAUCGAGCCGAGAAUCCUCUGACUCCGGUGAAUCCUUAAAAGAAUCUUCAUCGGAGUUAGCUGCCUUGCUACCAGUUCAUGAACUGAAUGAACCAAAGCCACUAGAAAUUACCGAAACGCCCACGGAUACAGGAAUAAAUAUGAAGACUGAUACAAUAAUUGAGCUCCCAGCUAAUGAGGUUGACUCCCAUUCACAAGAAUUAUUUCUAGAAGAAAAAACACCUACUGAAAAUAAUAAAACAAUUGUCAAUGCUAAGCAGAUGCCAGCUAAUAAUAAUAAUGAGAUAUUACUCAAAAAUGAAGAGGACCAGCAGCCUCAGCCUCAGCAUCAGUUGAAGUCUGACAUUGAGUCGGCGUUAAGUGUCCCAAGCGCCGGAGCUGAUAAGCAACUGCAACAGCUGGAUCCACAAAGCUUAGGAGAAAAGAGCAUAGAGAAGGAGCAAUUGGCACAGGGGAACUGUGUUGUAUUGACGGUGUCUUCAACGCAGCGGCGUAGCAAACGCUCCAGUUUGCGUGGCACUACGCGUAGUACAAACGGUUGCAAAAUGACGCUUGAAGAAACAUUUGCCGAAAUCGCAGCUGCUAGCUCCAAAAUAAUCCUGGAGAGUGAAUCAUCAGACCAGAAAUCACAGCAGCAGCAGAUACAGCCGGAUCCAACCAUUGAUCUCAUUGAAAAGAAUAGAAUAGAAUUGGGAUUACUGCCGCAAUUGGAUGCUAAUUUGGAAUUGAAUUCGGAAACCCAACAAGUGUCUAACUGUGACAUCCAAUCAGAGAACUCUAUUGACGUCCGAUUGGAAUGCUUUGCCUUGAGCCCUAAGCUAGAACCAGAGCAAGCGACGACUGACGGCUCAAUUGAUCUCCCCACUGAGCUGCCUGAUCAGCAAACGGAAGAUAUUAACACUUCAGAACAGCAGCGCUCAUCUGAUAAUCUUGCCACCGCAAUAAAGGAAUCACAUUCAUCAAUUUCCAACUCUUCACUUCCGAUCGUGAUCGACACAGCGCUCUGUAUAGAGACAUCGUUAAGUCCAUUAGAAGCUGAGCCCCAGCUGGAAACUGCCGUCAUGCACAAGGAAGAAAAAAAGUCUAGUCUAAGUCCCAUUGCUACCGCCUGUUCCAAUGUUGCUGGAAAAACCAAUCCAGAACAGGAAAAACCUGCCAGACCGCCUAGCAUUUCUAUUGUCGAGUGCGAUGCGCUCUUCAAGGCAAUGGACAAGGCUAGCGCUCAGAUGCGUCAGGAAGAGAAAACUAAGAAGAAACUUAAACUAGAGAAACAAACAGCCAAGCUGGAACAGGACCUGGAAAGCCACAGCAACAGUAACGCAGCAGCUGCCAAAAAGCAGCUGUCAAAGAAGCAUACUCGUCGCUAUACCAUCUGCGAAGAUCGUGCCGAGCACUUUACCGGGAAACAACGCAGCUUGCAGACUGCAUCCAAGGCCUUGCAGGCCAGUCCCGAACACGACCCCUUGUCCAAGGCAAAGACGAAAAACGUGUUACGCAAGGGUGUCUCAGGGUCUAAGCGGGUGUCUAGCAGCCUCAACUGCCAGGAUUCAAUGGACUCCAGUUCAAGCGCAUCGCAAUGCGCUUUUAGGCGCAAAUCUGGCAAAGUCAGCGAUGCAUUGAAUUCGGCGCUUGCUGAAACUGAAUCUUCUGAGUCCAUCAGUUCCGGCAGCAAAGCGACUAGUUGUGGCAUACCAACGCCCACAGCUGAACUCGACACAUCCAAUUCAUUGACAGACAUUGCCCAAUUCAUAGAUAAUGGCGUUAAGCUGCGCGAGCGCACUGACAAGCUGGACGGUUGGCAGGAGCUGUGUGAAGAUGAUUAUGCGCACCGCGUUGCAAAUAUAGAGACGCCGGCCACGACGCCCUCCACGUCGCCGCAACCAAGCAAUAGCACCAGCUACUCGGAGGAUGCGUCUAGCAAUGUCAACGCAGUGCGGCGCUCGCAUCGCAUCAAGCAAAAGCCGCAGCUGCCCAGAGCCAGCGUGAGUCGUAACAGCAACAGCAGCAGCAGCAGCAACAGCAACGCCAACAGCAACCAGACGUCCGCCUCCAUCAGCAUGGAGGAGCAGCUGGCCGAGUUGGCGCACGUCGAUGCCAUCAACGAGCAGUUCUUGCGCCAGGAGGGUCUUAAUACGUUUCAGUCGUUGCGCGACAAUUAUUACCGUUGCGCCCGUCAGGUUAGCCAAGAGAAUGCUGAAAUGCAAUGCGAUUGCUUCCUGACCGGCGACGAGGAGGCCAUGGGGCAUUUAUGCUGCGGUGCCGGCUGCAUUAAUCGAAUGCUAAUGAUCGAGUGCGGACCGCUGUGCACCUAUGGCGAACGUUGCACCAACAAACGGUUCCAGCAGCACCAGUGCUGGCCCUGCCGUGUCUUUCGCACCGAAAAGAAGGGCUGUGGCAUUACAGCCGAGCUGCAGAUUCCGCCAGGCGAGUUCAUUAUGGAAUAUGUGGGCGAGGUGAUAGACAGCGAGGAGUUUGAGCGCCGACAACAUCUCUAUUCGCGCGACCGCAAUCGCCACUAUUACUUUAUGGCACUGAGAGGUGAGGCGAUCAUCGAUGCGACCGCCAAGGGCAAUAUUUCACGGUACAUCAACCACAGUUGUGAUCCAAAUGCAGAGACGCAAAAGUGGACGGUGAACGGAGAGUUACGCAUUGGUUUCUUCAGCGUUAAGACAAUCAUGGCUGGCGAGGAGAUCACCUUUGAUUAUCAAUAUCAGCGCUAUGGACGUGAUGCUCAGCGCUGCUACUGUGAGGCGGCCAAUUGCCGCGGCUGGAUUGGCGGCGAGCCGGACUCUGAUGAGGGUGAGCAACUGGAUGCAGAGAGUGACAGUGAAAUGGAAUACUUGACUGAAGAGCUCGAUGAGCAGGAGCAGGGACAAGGACAGGGAUCGGAAGCUGACAAGAAGUUACACAAAACCAGAGCAACCAAGCUCAUCAAGUCAAAGCCAAGCAAGUCAUCAAAGGUGCCGACUGCGGCGCGCAAGAAGCAGUCUAAGCCUAAGGAUCGCGAAUACAAGGCCGGACGUUGGCUACGUCCAUCGGGUAGCGGCAGUGGCGAGAAGUCCGCCGCGCGCAAGCCCGACAAGCUGGAAGAUCCGGAUGUGCUAGAACAGCUGCGUUUGCUUAAUCGCAGCGGGCUCAAGAAUCAAGCGGACACGCUGAGCUUCUCGCGCUGCAUGGUGCGUGCCAAGCUGCUGGAGACUCGGCUCCAGUUAUUGGGAGUUCUCACGCGUGGCGAGUUGCCUUGCCGCCGACUUUUCCUCGACUACCAUGGCCUACGACUGCUACAUGCCUGGAUCAGCGAGAGCGGCAAUGACAAUCAGCUGCGGCUGGCACUGAUUGAGGCUCUGGAAUCGCUGCCCAUACCAAAUAGGACAAUGCUCAACGAUAGUCGCGUCUAUCAGAGCGUGCAGCUCUGGAGCACCAGCUUAACUGAUGAGCAGGCCAAAGAACCAACAGCUACCACACAGCAGCAAUCAGAGCCAACGCCGGAGCUGGAUGCAGUCCGUCAACGUAUGGUGGCGUUGCUGCAAAAAUGGAGUGCUCUACCCGAAAUCUUUCGGAUACCCAAGCGUGAACGUAUCGAGCAGAUGAAGGAACACGAGCGCGAGGCGGAUCGCCAACAGCAGACGCAUUACGCGGCCACUGCGCUGGAGGACAGCAACAGCAAUAGCGCCUCCUCCACGCUAAACAGUGAUCGCUACAGGCAGGAUCGCUUCAGGCGUGAUACCAGCAAUCGCUACGAGAAGCCUAAGCAAACACGCGUGAUAGGCAACAAUACCAUUUGCACCACAUCCGCGCAGCUGAAGGAGCGAAAUGGAAACUGUGAUGCUAGCUUAGGCAUCAGCCAGGGCAUAGUCAACUUGGAUCCACGUCGGCGAUCCGAUGAUACGCGCCGCACCAUUUUCAAAAAGCUACGACGUUCACUAUUUGAACAAAAGGUGGCGCAGGACGAGGCGGAGAAGCGUGUGUACAACGUGGAUAGACGCGAGCAUGAGCUGCGCUGCGAAUACUUUGGCGCUAAUCUAGGCACCGAUCCUAAGCAGCUACCGUAUUACCAGGACACAGAGACCAACGAAUGGUUUAAUAGUGACAAUGUGCCGGUUGCCGGGCCACUGCGUUGCGGCAAUGCAAGUGACGUCUUCAACGAACAGCAAUCGCCGGAGAGCGGCGAUGAUGUGGAAUAUAGAUUGCCAGCCAGCGUGGAACCAUUACCGCCUUCGUGGCAUUGGAGUCUCACGGCCGACGGCAUCAUCUAUUAUUAUAAUUUGCGGGAUCGAAUCUCGCAGUGGGAGCCGCCAAAUUCACAGCAGCGCAUGCAACAGUUAAUCGACGAUUCCCCGGUGCCGGAGCAAACAUCCGACAAUCAACUGCUUGCGGACGAGCUGGUCAAUAUUGAUGUUGACUAUGUGGGCAGCCUGAGUGAUAAGUCGCUAGCACAGUAUAUUGAAGCGAAGGUUCAAGAACGUCGAGAACUACGCCGCAAUCGACUUGUCUCGAUCUGCGUGAUCAGUCCGCGACGCGAGGAGGAUCGCAUCUACAAUCAGCUGGAGUCGCGCAAGUAUAAGGAUAACAAGGAGAAAAUUCGACGUCGUAAAGAGAUCUUUCGCCGCACACAGGCCGAGGCCAGCAAUGUGGAACCAGUUGGAGCAAUCCAGGCCAACGAUAUGGUGCCCAUUCAGGGCUAUUUGUACUCAUCCGAUGAAGAACUUGUCCCGAACGCUGCCAGCGUAGUGCUUAACUGUGCUGCCCAACCAUUGAUCGAUAUCAUUGUCGACGGCAUCAGGGAUACGCAUGUGGACGAGCUUGUGGCGCUCAAUCCCAGCAGCAACUACAAAAUAGGAACACUGUCUGUGGAGUCAAGCAACAUCAUAGCAGGGCCAACAUUGAGCGACUCAGAUGCAGAUGUCCUGGUUAACACAAAGCGUAAACUGCCCAUGCCACCGCAACUAACUGAGAGCAAAAAGAAGCAUCGUGGUGAGCGCGAAAAGAAACGGAAAACGCCACUUAUCAAUACAUCCAGCGGCCGCGAUGCAUGCGAAAAGUUUCGCUUUGAGAUAAGCGGCCAUGUGGCCGAGUUCCUGCGUCCAUUCCGUAAGAAUAACUGCCAGCUGGGUCGCAUUGCCAGCGAUGAGGACUACAAGUUUCUUAUUAAACGACUGAGCCACCACAUAACGACCAAAGAGAUGAGAUACUGUGACUCAAACGGAAAUCCACUGGCCUGCACUGAAUCAGUUAAGAAUAAGUCAUAUGAAUUUAUCAAUCAGUAUAUGCGAAAGAAGGGCCGCGUGUACAAGAAGCCAGCCGAUGAACCCGACUAUUAAUUAUCAGUAUCAGCAAUAUUGAGGUACAUUGUAGAGUUAGGCAAAGUUCUAGCAAAUCGAACAGCGAAUGUUUUCUACUUUUAUUUCAUGUUUUAAAAUGCUUCUACCCGAUGUUUGGGUAUAAAAUUACUUAAUUUCAUUAUUAUUUUAUUAGUCAUUCGCAGCAAUUCAACAGACAAUAAAUUGCUAAGGAAAAACUACGAGCUUUUCUCGUUACUAAA
This is a messenger RNA of Drosophila hydei, 6546 nucleotides long. Its product is annotated as probable histone-lysine N-methyltransferase CG1716. The transcript has 5 exons. The record is from RefSeq and is a predicted model, not a curated record. Gene Ontology annotation, molecular function: histone H3K36 methyltransferase activity; protein binding. Gene Ontology annotation, biological process: regulation of DNA-templated transcription. The coding region runs from base 248 to 6325 and encodes 2025 amino acids. Gene Ontology annotation, cellular component: nucleus; chromosome. NCBI's taxonomy places the organism in Eukaryota, Metazoa, Arthropoda, Insecta, Diptera, Drosophilidae.